GCCCCAAACCCUACCACCGCCGACCGAUCCCAAUGGCCACCCACCACCGGCCCCUCCACGCGCUCCUCGGCGGCGGCGCAGUCGCCGACGUGCUCCUGUGGCGGCGGCGGAACGUCUCCGCGGCGGCCGUCGCGGGCGCCACGGUCGUCUGGUUCCUCUUCGAGCGCGCCGGGUACAGCCUCCCCUCGGUCCUCUCCAACGCCGUCCUCCUCCUCGUCGUCAUCCUCUUCUUCUGGGCCAAGUCCGCCUCCCUGCUCAACAGGCCUCUCCCACCAAUUCCUAAUCUAGAGGUAUCGGAUGUGGUUGUUCAGAAAGCUGCAGAUCGGGCUCUUGUAUGGAUAAACAGGUUGUUGGCUGUUGGCCAUGAUAUUGCCAUCAAGAGAGAUAGGACAGUUUUUAUACAGGUUAUACUAGCUCUAUGGGUGGUUUCAUGUAUUGGAAUGCUCUUCAACUUCUUUACGCUCAUUUACAUUGGAGCAAUACUUUCUCUGUUGGUUCCCCCGUUCUAUGAGAGGUACCAGGAUCUUGUUGAUGAAAAGGUUGGUUUAGCACACAAGGUUCUGUCAAGGCACUUCGAUACCAUCAUUAGCAAGACCGGACAACCAGACAAACAAAAGAAGGCUGAGUAAGAAAUAUGCAAGGUCCAUUUUGGAAGAUCUUCAGUUGUCUAGUGCAGUUGGCCUCAUCCUCAGAGUCACCAUACGUGGGAACCAUCACUGAAAGUACUUAUGGAUAUCCAGGACGUAAUGCUUGACUGCUGAUACGUGUGUUUAGAUGAUGCUCUCAAUCUGAGAAAUGUAAUGAUUUGUAUAUUUUUUUCCAUAUGAACAUGUAACAUGUUGAGGUUUACCGUCGGCGCACCUUUUCUCUCAACAUCACUCUCUAAACCUCUAUGCGAGGUACUGUUGCUAACAUAUGCAAAUGUGGUCUCAGCGUGCGUCUUUGAUUCUAAUUGUUUGUAACGUAGAUUGUACCCAAUGAAUUGGGGGAUGUUGACCUUGGCAGCUCAUUGGGUAUCAAACUGCUAUUCGGUAUGUUCGUCAUGUUAA
Lolium rigidum is the source of this 1049-nucleotide messenger RNA. Its product is annotated as reticulon-like protein B11. The record is from RefSeq and is a predicted model, not a curated record. The transcript has 6 exons. The coding region runs from base 33 to 629 and encodes 198 amino acids. NCBI's taxonomy places the organism in Eukaryota, Viridiplantae, Streptophyta, Magnoliopsida, Poales, Poaceae.